CCCCGCCAUGCAGCAGCAGCGGUCUGCCGCUGCUAGAGGACCAGAAAUCUGAAGCUCCCAGAAUGAGGAGAUCAAAAUGAUGCUGCCUAUAAAAAGGGAUUAAACGUAAGCAAUCUGUCGUCAGUUGAGCUUAAAUCCGCCUCACAUCCCUAGUCUGUUUUUCUGUGCAAAUUUAUUUUAAUGACUAAUGCAUUUUUCUAGGACGGCCGCGCGCCCGUUGGUGCAAGUGUGAGCGUGCUAAUGACAGAUGCAUCGUGCUCACUUUCUCUGCUGCAGCACUAGAAAGGAAUUGCAGCGCGGAGACGCGGAGGGCCUUUAAUGCAAGCUGUUGUUUGGGUUUCAAACCCUCUGCUGGUCCAGCCCGGGCGCCACCUUUCUGGUGGAUGCUAAAGAUUUGCCCGUGGGAGUUAGGGAGACAUGCCCACGCGUGACUGACCAUGAUGAAGACCGAACCCACAUCCAAGAGCACCGGCUCGGGCUCCACGCUCCGAAGCCCAUCCCCGCACAGGAACGCGUACGAGGCGGGGAUGCAGGCCCUGAAGCCCGUCAAAGACAAUGCCGCAAACGGAGACCUGCAGGAGGGUCCCCGGGGCCGGAGGUACGGCUCUAACGUGCACCGGAUCAAGAACAUGUUCCAGCAGAUGCAAACCACGUCCCCGGCCGAUGCGGAGGGGGAGGACGGCGCGAGGAACGCGGACAAAUCCGUGCGCCUGUCCCUCCCCAGAGCCGGCAGCCUGAACGAGAACGUGGACCACAGCGCCCUGCUGAAGCUCGGAUCAACCGUGUCCGAGCGAGUCAGCAAAUUCGACCCCAAACCGGACAACGGGCACCAGCGGGCCUCGUCACCGAGCUACUCCAAGCUGCAGGAGACCCGGCGCAUCUUCGAGGAGAGGCAGCAGCAGGAGAAGCUGGCCACCACCAGGGUCCUGCUGAAGACGGACAAGGCCUCCGGCUUUCAGGAGGGCCGGCUGGAUGUGGUGUCGCGCUUCAACGGCAGCACCGAGUCCCUGGACAGCUUGGACACCAGUGACGCUGUGUCCCCCACGGUCAGCCAACUCAGCGCCGUGUUUGAACGCGCGGCCGAGCUCCGGAACAACCUCCACCGCCUGUCCUCCACGCCGCCGCUCCCCUCUCGGGGGGUCAGCGCCAAGGUGGGCGUGUUGAACUCAAAGAUAAUCACCAAAAGGGUCUUUGCAUCUGGUAACCAGGAGAAGGGAGAGAUAAGCAAUCAGAAAGGCCAAGAGGGGCCAUCAAGGGGCCACAUAGGGAGGGUGACGCCCCCAUCUGAUAGCAUAAAUGGAGGCCAAAGUGAUGAACUUCUUGGUCAGGUGGGAGACCAAACAGUUUUACGGAGUGAGGCGAAAGGUGAGGAGAAAUCCGGCUGCACAACACUUCAAGGUGACACUCGCAUGGAAAAUGGAGGACCUGCUGCUGAAAGGCAGGAGGUGAAGGAUGCAGGGGUGGAGGAAGACAGGACUGUCAGAGAUGACCAUUCAGUUGAUAACAGCACCUGUAAUGCUAUGGGGGAGGACUUUGAGGGAAGCCAGAAGGAGGAGGAGGAGGAGGAGGAGGAAGAUGAUGAGGAGGAUGACCGAUACGAGCCAGAGUCCAGCUGUGUGGAGAUUCCUGGGCUGAAUGUGGAGGAGGACCCACCUCCUUCGAGGAAGAUCCGCUUCAGCACAGAGCCCAUCAAGGUAUUUGCCACCUAUCCCAACGAGGACUAUGACAGGCGUAAUGAGGAUGUGGAUCCCAUGGCCGCAUCAGCUGAAUAUGAAUUGGAGAAGAGGGUGGAGAGGCUGGACCUGUUCCCUGUGGAGCUAGAGAAAGAUAGCGAUGGCCUGGGCAUCAGUAUCAUCGGCAUGGGUGCAGGGGCUGAUAUGGGCCUGGAGAAACUGGGCAUCUUCGUCAAGACUGUAACAGACGGGGGAGCAGCACAUAGAGAUGGAAGGAUCCAGGUGAAUGACCUGAUUGUGGAGGUGGACGGAACCAGUUUGGUGGGGGUCACCCAGAAUUUUGCUGCCUCUGUACUCAGGAACACCUCAGGAACAGUCAAGUUCGUGAUCGGACGAGAAAAGCCAGGAGAACAGAGUGAGGUGGCCCAGCUGAUCCAGCAGACGCUGGAGCAGGAGCGCUGGCAGAGAGAGAUGAUGGAGCAGCGGUACAAUCAGUACAUGGAUGAGCAAGAGGGAGCUGAAUAUGGCACAGAUGAGGAAGAGGAUGAGGAUGAGGAGACCAGUCCACCAUAUCCCAACGCCAUUGAGGUUUUUGACUUGGCAGAGAACGAGGACAUUUCGCCUCUGGAGACGGAUCCAGAGAAACUGGCCCAUAAAUACAAAGAGCUUCAAAUAAAACAUGCUGUGACCCAAGCUGAGAUCCAGCAGCUGAAAAGGAAGCUGCACCAUGCGGAGCAGGACAAGCAGCGCUGGCGCAUGGAUAAGGCCCAGCUGGAGCAGACGCUGCAGGAGAACAAGGAGCGGAUGGAGAAGCUGGAAGGCUACUGGAUGGAAGCUCAGAGCCUGUGUCAGGCGGUGGACGAGCACCUGAAGGAGACACAGGCUCAGUAUCAGGCGCUGGAGCGCAAAUACAGCAAAGCCAAGCGAAUGAUCAAGGAGUAUCAGCAGAAGGAAAUCGAAUAUCUAAAGGAGGAGACUCAGCGUUGUGCACAAGCUGGAGCCGAGACCUCCCUUCUGAAAGAGGAGUCGGGACAACUGGAAGAGGAGGUUGCCGAUCUGGAGUGCCGGGUGGAGGAACUGAAAUCCGAACCUCUAUAAAAGCCCCCCCCCCCCCCCCCCCACCUUAUUUGCAUAUGAUCCCCCAACGACCAGAAGUGUUAUGGUAUUUAGACUGAACUGCAGGGUAUGUUUUGUCUCCAGCGUGGUGGUCGCAAACUGUGUCCUCAGGCCUCGUGUUUAACCACUAAACCCUUUUAAACCGUGUUUUUCUGUUUAAUAUUUAUGAAAAGUUUUACGAUCUGGAAUGCAGAAUUGGUUAAACUUUAGAUGUUUUCAUUUCUUUUUUAUGUUUAUUUUUUAAAGUUCCGUAUUUUUUGCCCAGAAUUUUCUUGUUUUGUGACAAACCAAGCUGUUUACUUCAGUUGCCAAACAACAAAAGUCCUUUUUCUUUUUUUCGCCUAGCUCUGUGACCUUAUUUUCUGUGUACAGAUGUGAAACUGUGUGGUUUAUCAGUUCGGUUUGUAAAAAGUUUUAUUGUGUAUAACAUUUAUCAUAAUGUAAAGUCAUGAGCGGCUUGUAAAUUUUAUUUGAUUGGACCGAGACUGCACUAGACAUGAAGGAGGAGCUUCUGUGGACGGAAGAAUCGAGGGUGGCAUUCUAUUUUUCUUCUUCUUCUUUUUUUUUUUUUAAGUGUACAAACUGUAACCCUACAUUCAUGGCGGGUCACCGUGACGACCACUAGCUGCCUACCUUUCUGAUGUGUUCCCUUUUUACAACCAACCCUCCAGUUUCACUUCUCGUCUUUCAGAUCAAGGACCAACUUUAGAAAUAAACUACUUCUCUUUUCUCCUCCGAUAGAUGUUAAGGACUUGUGUAACUGAUAAUAGCUAGAACUACUGAUAAAAGAAACAUUACAAAAACUGGAGAAGGAACUUUUUAGUCUAGAACCAGCAAUGUUGAAACACAUGGGGGGGUGAAAACACUGCCAGGUUUCUACCGGUUUUUCACAUACAUUAAAUGUGCAACCUGUUAUAAUCAGUAUGUUUGUAUGACUCAAGACUUCAAGGUGUUCCUUUUAAGGUGUAGUUAAGGUGGAAAUGUGAGCUUUUAGGAUACAAACUGACUGGAGCAUCAGUUAUGUAAAAGGUAGAUCUGGGUGAAAAGAAAUAAAAAAACAUGAAAAACAGGCAUGGUUAUGACUAUUUUCAUAAUAUUGAGGCUUGUACAGUGCACAUGCUUUGCAUUGUAUGUUUUGUGGAAUAAAUGGUCAUCAGUGAAGAUCAA
Molecule: messenger RNA, 3956 nt
Organism: Oryzias latipes (Japanese medaka)
Lineage: Eukaryota; Metazoa; Chordata; Actinopteri; Beloniformes; Adrianichthyidae
Source: RefSeq, a predicted model, not a curated record